GGUAAUCAAAAGGUGUGGCACCAUUUUGUCGCUUUUCACCAUUUCGGCAUUUUCAGUGGGAGUGCUCAAGUGUCAACUACUCGGAAUCGCACCAGCAGGUGAUUGUUACAAUGUCGGUGCUGGGCUUGUUGAGCAAUUUCGCCACGCAUUUCAAAGUGAAACAUUUGAAAGAGAAGCCGGUGGUGGACAACGCCGUUUUCCGGCUUCACUAUCGUUUCACGGCCGUCUUCUUCCUGGCGGCCAGCGUUCUCAUCACGGCCGUCAAUUUCUUCGGCAAGCCCAUCGUCUGCACGGCGGACACGUUCCCCAGGCCGGACAUGCUCGACACGUACUGCUGGAUCCAGAAGACGUUCACCUAUCCGAUAGCGGCCAAUAACCAAUCGGAUCCGGGCGUGGGGCCGGACUGGAAGACGAUCGACAAGCGGACCCACAGCUACUACCAGUGGGUCCCGUUUGUCCUCUUCUUCCAGGGACUCUUGUUUUACUUUCCCCACUGGAUGUGGAAGAAUCAGGAAGGCGGUCUGAUCGGGCGGCUGACGGAAGGCGGACGGCGCGGAUGCACUUUGCAGAGCGGAAAAGAUGAGCCUGGGAGACGUCCUCUCCUGUCUGAUUACCUCAACCAGACGAUGGGAACUCGCGGCUAUCUGGGCGUGGCUCACGCCACCUGUGAGCUGUUGAACCUGGUCAACGCCAUGGGCAACAUCUACCUGAUCGAUUUGUUCCUGGGCGGAUCCUUCUUCGAUUACGGCUGGCAAGUUUUGACGUUUACGGAAAAGGACCAGCUGUUUCGACACGACCCGAUGAUCCGAAUCUUCCCACGGGUCACCAAAUGCAAAUUCGACCGGUACGGGCCGUCGGGGACCCAGGAAAUUCACGACGCCCUCUGCAUCCUGCCGCUCAACGUCCUCAACGAGAAGAUUUACAUCUUCGCCUGGUUCUGGCUCGUCUUCCUCUCGAUGGCUUCCGUUUCGGCCCUGAUCUACCGGUCCCUGGUCGUCAUUUCCACCCGGGUCCGCUUGGCCGUUUUCAAGCGGAUCGGGACGACCACCUGCGACCCGGAGUCUGUGGCCAUCCUCAGCCGGCGUCUACCUUAUUCCGAUUGUUAUUUGCUCUUGAUGCUGGGCAAGAACCUUGACGGAGUGGCGUUUCGUGAUUUGCUGGACGAUUUGGCCCAUCACCUCGAUCACUCCCAUCUCGACUGUUAAAAAUGUGUUUGUUUGUUUGUUGUUGUUUAGUUUUCCUUUAAUAAUAGACGGCGGGACCCACUA
This is a messenger RNA of Daphnia pulex (common water flea), 1268 nucleotides long. Its product is annotated as innexin inx3-like. The transcript is spliced from 2 exons. Gene Ontology annotation, cellular component: gap junction; plasma membrane. Gene Ontology annotation, molecular function: gap junction channel activity. The record is from RefSeq and is a predicted model, not a curated record. The coding region runs from base 111 to 1205 and encodes 364 amino acids. Gene Ontology annotation, biological process: phototransduction. Lineage: Eukaryota; Metazoa; Arthropoda; Branchiopoda; Diplostraca; Daphniidae.